Molecule: messenger RNA, 528 nt
Organism: Drosophila persimilis
Lineage: Eukaryota; Metazoa; Arthropoda; Insecta; Diptera; Drosophilidae
Exons: 3
Coding region: 159-527 (122 amino acids)
Source: RefSeq, a predicted model, not a curated record
AAGAAGAUAUACCUAUUGAUAGGAAGAGCAGAGUGUCCGAAUUGCGGAAAAGCCUCAACUUUCGGAGUUCCUCUGUGAUAGACACUCGACACCGGCGUAGUACAGAGUUGAAAGAUAUUCCCAACGAGGAUGAGUCAAAACAACUCGCUCAAUUCAAUAUGAGGAACGAGGAUGAGGCAUUUCAGAUCAGGGAAAAAAAGUUGCAACACGGCGAUGAUGCCGAUGCUAUGAGUCGCUAUCCCAGUUACUCAAACUUUAAGGUUAAUUACUCCUAUGUCUGCCUUCAUCGCUAUUCGAAAGCCCGUAGGGAUUAUGAAGCACAGUUUCAGAAGGAGAUCGCUAACCUGAUUAAUUUUCAGAGCACUGCCGUCGAUAUGUUCAGCUUGGUUAGGAACAUGGCAUACACCUCUUUGUGGCCGCCGUUGCAUAAUGAGGCCGAGCUAAAGUACACGCAUGACAAGGUUUUCCAACUCACAAAAAAAGAGAAGAAGCGCUACAAAAAGAUAAUGUCUACGGAUUACCGAUGAA